AUGGGCUUGACCAUCCUGGCUGCUGGCACAAGCAUCCCAGACCUCAUCACCAGCGUCAUCGCUGCCAAGAAAGGCUUUGGUGAUAUGACAGUGUCCAGCUCUGUUGGGAGCAACCUCUUCGACAUCACCGUUGGGCUUCCAGUUCCAUGGCUGCUGUUUGGGGCGGUGUUCCGAGGCGAGCCAUACCAUGUGAACAGCAAAGGCCUGCUCUGCUCCAUCAUCCUCCUUUUCCUCAUGCUGGUAGCCGUCAUCAUCGUCAUCGCUGUGUGCCGCUGGCGCAUAAGCAAGGUCAUGGGCGUUCUCAUGCUCGUCAUCUACGUCAUCUUCGUCGCAGCACCAAACAAAGGACACAAAACACAGCAGCAAGAACAGGAUCUGGAUUAA
This is a messenger RNA of Pomacea canaliculata, 384 nucleotides long. RefSeq names its product sodium/potassium/calcium exchanger 2-like. The record is from RefSeq and is a predicted model, not a curated record. Gene Ontology annotation, cellular component: membrane. Lineage: Eukaryota; Metazoa; Mollusca; Gastropoda; Architaenioglossa; Ampullariidae. The transcript has 3 exons. Bases 1 to 384 code for a protein of 127 amino acids. Gene Ontology annotation, biological process: intracellular calcium ion homeostasis; calcium ion transmembrane transport. Gene Ontology annotation, molecular function: calcium channel activity; calcium, potassium:sodium antiporter activity.